This is a messenger RNA of Zophobas morio, 1098 nucleotides long. Its product is annotated as 1,5-anhydro-D-fructose reductase-like. The record is from RefSeq and is a predicted model, not a curated record. The transcript has 4 exons. Bases 37 to 981 code for a protein of 314 amino acids. Gene Ontology annotation, molecular function: aldose reductase (NADPH) activity. Lineage: Eukaryota; Metazoa; Arthropoda; Insecta; Coleoptera; Tenebrionidae. Gene Ontology annotation, cellular component: cytosol.
UUGUUGUUGUACACGCUAGAUAGUGUAUAUUAUAAAAUGCCCUUAGAAAUACCCACUAUCAAGCUUAACAAUGGCGUUCAAAUGCCAGUUUUUGGGCUAGGCACGUGGCAGGAGCAGAACGUGUGUCAAAUAGUGAAAGACGCAAUUGAUAUGGGAUACAGGCUUUUUGAUUGUGGAUAUAUUUGUAAAAUUCAAAGACUUAUUGGAACUGCUUUUCAAGAAAAACUUCACCAGGGUGUAGUCACCAGAAAAGACUUAUUUAUUAUUAGCAAACUAUGGUGUAACGUUCGCAGACCAGAUUUAAUCGCACCCGCAAUUUUAAAAACGUUAAAAAAUUUGGAAACAACAUAUUUAGAUAUGGUUUUAAUACAUUGGCCCAUGGCGUUCCAACAAGGUGAAGAACUGCAUCCUAAGAAUGUAGAAACGGGCGAGUACCUUUACAGCAACGUUGAUUACAUCGACACGUGGAAACAACUGGAAACCCUUUAUAGAAAAAAACUCAUUCGGGCAAUAGGUGUUUCAAACUUUAACAUGGAACAAAUUCAGAGAAUUUUAAACAAUUGUGCAGUGUUUCCCCAAGUUAACCAAAUGGAGUGUCAUCCUUAUUUUCAUCAAAAACAACUGCGCACCUUUUGUGAAAAUAAUGGUAUAAUAGUAAGUAGCGAUUUACCUUUGGGCCCACAAGAAGAUGAAUUCGAAAAUUUGAAUUUUAUACGAGAUCCUAACAUCGAAGAGAUUGCUAACAGAUAUAGAAAAUAUCCGGAACAAAUUUUGCUGAAAUAUAAUAUUCAACUUGGAAACGUUGUAAUACAAAAUACACAUAGUAAAAGUAGUAUGGCUAAAAAUUUAAAUAUUUUCGAUUUUUAUUUAGCUCUCGAAGAUAUGAGUUAUCUUAAUUCUUUCAACCGAAAUGAACGAAUGUUGAGAUUUGAAGAGGCAAAGCAGCAUCCGUAUUAUCCUUUCAAUUGUGAUGAAUUUUGAUCUGUGAUUUUUAGCAUAUAAUAAAGUUAUAUAAUUUGGUAGUAAAAAUUUUAUUUUUCUACUUUAAGCUUUUAAGUUAAUUCAUUUGUAAACUGUUCUAAGAUUCUGCCGUGAAUA